This is a messenger RNA of Phymastichus coffea, 2827 nucleotides long. Its product is annotated as ankyrin-3-like. Gene Ontology annotation, molecular function: protein binding. Bases 201 to 2564 code for a protein of 787 amino acids. NCBI's taxonomy places the organism in Eukaryota, Metazoa, Arthropoda, Insecta, Hymenoptera, Eulophidae. The transcript has 3 exons. The record is from RefSeq and is a predicted model, not a curated record.
CGAUUUUUCCGAGUGAUUGUCAAUGCUACCUCUUUUGUGAGUCGACUUUUUUUUCGUACCUGAAUCCUCGGGGUAAUCGGCGUUGAACCGCUGAGCUUUUGCGCCAACGUGUGUUCCUUUUCUUUUGCCACGGUUGUUUUGAAAUUAUCACAGUGCAUCGUUAUCUCGAGUUGUGGUUGGUGAUAAAGUGAGCGAAGCAAAUGUGUGUAAAAUGUAAACAUUGGCCGCAGCUCGGUGAAUCAAGGUCGUGGUCGUUGUCGCCAAGCGUCGAUAAGCUGUCGAAGAUGGUGAACUUAGUGUCGAGCGAGAAGACAGCAAUGGAGAUAUGCACGUCUAGGCCCACUGCCAAGGUUGCCAUUGGCAAUGCAGCCGUGUUCCCGCGCAAUUUCGCCACCACGGCGCGCUGUGCGCACCGGCUUUGCGGACCGGCACGACGAUCGUUUGUCUUUUAUACGACGACCACAACGAUUAACUCUGAUCAGAGGCACAAUUUUACACGUUGCAGCAUCAUGACACUUGUCGAUAGCGAAGGACAACAGCAAGAGGCCACAUGGUACAAGGAGUUGAUGCGAACGGUCACCCGGGUGAACAUUGCGAUAAACGAUGGUAUAGACUCAAUCAGGCAGACGCCGCUCCAGCUGACGAUCCGUCGUGGUGACUACGAGAUGAUGGAGCGUCUACUGCUCGCCGGCGCCGACAUCGACGCCCGCGACGUGGACGGCAACACAGCCUUACAUUUCGCGGCACAACUCGCGCGCUACGACGCCGCCCAAAUACUUCUGCGUCACGGCGCCUCGCUGGCCGCCCAAACACCACGUGGCUUCAGUCCCGUGACGCUCGCCGUGCAAUCCGGCUGCAUACCGCUCGUCCAGCUGCUCCUCGAUCACGGCGGCGACGUCAAUCAGCCCGUCCACGAUUACGACUUGAAGAGGCAGUCAACUUUGCUUCAUUGGGCUAUCGAGUGCAAUAACAUCCGGAUGGUCGACUUCCUGCUGCGAACGAACGCCGACGCAAAUCUGCGCGACUCGUACGGCGAGACCUGCCUGCACUACGCCGCGCGCUUGGGCCACCUCGACAGCGCCGAGCUGCUGCUGCGCCACGGCGCUCGGGUGCGCGACAAGAGCCUCAACGAGCUGACCGCCCUGUGCUACGCCGUCAAGUUCGGCCACAAGCACAUGCUCGAGCCGCUGCUCCAGCACGGGGCGACUCUGACCGAGCGGGGCCUGGGCGGCGCCACGCUGCUGCACUACGCGGUGAAGAACGACGACGCCGAGUUCGCGGACAUGCUCGUGCGCCGCGGCGCGCGCGUCGACGCGGCCAACAGGUUCGGCGCGACUGCCCUGCACUGCGCCAUCUCCGGGAGGAAGCUGCGCGCGCUGGAGAUGCUGUUCGAGCACGGCGCCGACGUGAACAGCCAGGACGCGUUCGGCAAGACCUCGCUGCACAUGGCCAUCGAAUGCCGCCGCAAGGAGCUGUACGAGCCGCUGCUCCAGCGCGGCGCCGCCGUCGACGCGAGGGACGCGACGCUGCAGACGCCCCUGCACUUCGCCGUGAAGCAGGGCUCCUACACCGCCGUGGAGCUGCUGCUACGCCACGGGGCCGACGCGAACGCGCGCGACUGCGUCGAGCAGACGCCGCUGCACGUGGCCGUGCGCCGCGGCCACGCCAGGCUGCUCGGGCCCCUGCUCCGGCACUCGGUCAACGUCGACGCCCUCGACGCGCGCGGCCGCAGCCCGCUGCACUUGGCCGUCGACAGCGAGCACUCGCGGCUCGUCUACUGCGGCUACCCGUACACCAUCUUCGCCCGGCUGCUGGACGGCGGCGCUCGGGUGUGCACCAGCGACUCGGAAACCGGCGAGACGCCGCUGCACGUGGCCGUCAAGAGGGGCUGCGCCGUCUUCGUCAAGCACUUGCUCGCCGCCGGGGCCGACGUCCACGCAGCCGCGGGCCCCGCGCGCAAGACGCCGCUGCGCCUGGCCGCCGACGGGGGCUUCGCCGACUGCGUCGACCAACUGCUCGUUUACGGCGCCAACACCGCCGACGUCCACCUCCACGAGGUCGACCGGGCGGUCGCGCAGAGCUUUGCCAGGCACUUCGCGCGUAGGCGCGCCGCCGCUAUGCCCCUCGAUCGCCGGUACUGCAAGAUGCUCGUCGCGGACGACGAUGAGUUUGCGGAACGCUGCCAGGCCGAGGUGCGGAGGAUGAGGCUGACGAGGCUGAGCGACGAGCACACGUUUUACGAAUUCCUCCGUGGCAAUCGGCGCUGGCUCGCCAACUUCGUGUCCAACGGCGCGCCCUGCGUCAUUUUCGCGGAUCACGCGCGAGUCGAGGUUCCCGCGGAAGAGAGCCCGCUGAGGAAGAUUUUUCCUCUGUACGCGGACAUGCUAGACAAGAAUUAUCGCGUCGCCGUGCGAUACGCGCCGCUGCUCGAUGCCGCCUUCGAGAGGCUCGUCGACCUCUUGAAGUUGCCGGCCGUGCCUGCCGACAGAGUUCUUGAUUUUCUCACCGUCGUCGAUAUGGAGAACGUCAUUGAAGCGAUGUCUAGUCCAAAGAAUCCUUGUUAAUAAGCGUAUAAUGGCUUUUUAAAUAGAAUGUUUAUGUUUUCUUUCUUUUUCUGAGCACGUUAAUAUCGAUUUUAGAUUAAUCGAGAACCUUUUUGUAUGACCAGAUAUUUAUUGUUGUAAAUGGAAACGUUUCAACUUUGAAUAGUAGAUAUUUAUAUUUUUCUAUUUUGAAUAACAAGCUAUGACAGAUUAUAUAUAUAUAAUGCGUUAAUGUUUAUGCGAUAAUUUUAAUGAAACUGUGAUAAUUUUAAUUUCACACUGUA